Lycium ferocissimum is the source of this 1616-nucleotide messenger RNA. RefSeq lists its product as uncharacterized. Gene Ontology annotation, cellular component: eukaryotic translation initiation factor 3 complex; cytoplasm. The record is from RefSeq and is a predicted model, not a curated record. The transcript is spliced from 10 exons. Gene Ontology annotation, biological process: cytoplasmic translational initiation. Lineage: Eukaryota; Viridiplantae; Streptophyta; Magnoliopsida; Solanales; Solanaceae. Gene Ontology annotation, molecular function: translation initiation factor activity. Bases 149 to 1381 code for a protein of 410 amino acids.
CGUGAAUACCCUUUCUCCACUUGACAACAGUCCGUCCAUCUCAUCAAGCUAGGGUUUAGUUCUCCCUCAUCUCCGUUACUAUACUCCCUGCUUCACUUUCCCGGAUAGUUUUGAAUUUGCAAUCCACGAAGAAAAAAAACAAGGAGAAAUGACGACGGUUGUUCCAACUUCAGAGGAAGAUCCAGCGCUCACCGUGGUUCGGUUCACCGCUCAAAUGUCAUGGGCUGAUGCUGGCCCUGAGAUUGCGGAGCCUCAGGUGAAUAGGUUGUGCGUCGAGACACAGGAAUGCAUAAUUAAAGGAAGAUGGUUAGAUUUGGCUUCGUUGAUGCUUACUUCUGCGGAUUUGAUCUUUUCUAAAGCUUCGGACAAAGAUAUCGAGUGCAUUUUCACUAUAAUCUGCAACCUUGUCAAGAAGCCCGAAAGUUUGGACCAAGUACACGAGAUGGCGGAGCUCAUAUCCACUAAACUCUCUCAACAACCAAGUGAUAAGCCUGCACUGCGCCUAAAAAUCUUGUUCAAUCUCUACAACCUGUUGGAGAAUCCUUAUCGCCGCUUCCUUGUGUAUAUGAAGGCCCUUAAUUUAGCCAUAAAUGGAAAGGUCGCUGAACAUAUCUUGCCAUCUUUCAAAAAGAUAGAUAGCUUCUUGAAAGAAUGGAAUCUUGGAGUCAAAGAUCAGAGGGAGCUCUUCCUUAAGAUCUCAAACAUUCUGAAAGAAACCAAGGGCUCUUCAAAAGAGUCUUUCAAGUUUCUUGUAAAUUAUUUGGAAACUUUCUCGAGUGAAGAUGCUUAUGCCAUGAAUGAAGCAAAGGCAGAAGCUCUCCACGCAAUUAUUGCCUUUGUCAAGGCACCUGACAUGUUUCAGUGUGGCUUGCUAGAUAUGCCUGCUAUAGUCCAAUUGGAGAAAGAUGCUAAAUAUGCUCUAGCAUAUCAGCUUCUGAAGAUCUUUCUCACUGGGAGGCUAGAUGAUUACUUGAAUUUCCAGGAGGCAAAUUCUGAAUUAUUAACAACCUAUGGAGUUAUCCAUGAAGAUUGUGUAGAAAAAAUGAGACUAUUGACAUUGGUAGAUCUUGGCAUGACGGAAACGGGUCAAAUUCCUUAUUCCAUGAUCAAAGACACAUUGAAUAUUGAUGAUAUUGAGGUGGAAUCGUGGAUUGUUAAGGCAAUUUCAGCUAAGUUACUUGUCUGCAAAAUAGAUCAAAUGAACCAAGUAAUAAUUGUGAGCCGAUGUACAGAGCGUUUAUUUGGGCCAAAUCACUGGCAAUUGCUUCGAGCAAAGCUUGCGACCUGGAGGGGAAAUAUUUCAGGGGUUAUUAGCACAAUUCAUGCUAACAAAAUAAUUGAAGAUAGCACACAAACAAUGCAAGGAUUAGCAAUACGCUGAAGGUUGCUUUUGUUGGUUAUUUGCGGAAAUCAUCUUUAAAAUUUUGGAGACUGGAUUAAUUGGUGCCCAUAUAGAGUCAUCUCUUUCAAGUAGACAUUUAGACAUACUUUUCCUUCUGAGCCAAUUUUUCUUUGAGUUUGUUAAGCUGUUCUUGCUUUCUAUUCUUGUCACUUUUACAGAGAUGUAAUUUUAUGAGAUGACAGUGUUCAAUUAUACUUUACAGUUGAUUCCAGUA